GUUGGGGGAAGCCAUUGGACCAGGUCUUUGGCCGUCUUACUUGGUUUGGAGCCCUGGCGGUUGGCUCCGGGUGCCAGCUCCUUUAAUGCUGCGAUUUCAUCUUGCGCUGCUUCAGGCGUAUGGGUUCCAGCGCUGUCUUUGAUGGAGCUCAGGGAAGCGCAAGGGCUGGCAGACAAGUUUGGCUACAGCAGCCUCUUCGAUGCUAUGGCAAAUGCUGCCUCUUCGGGACAGCUGUGGCAGGCAGCUCUUGAACUGCUUCAGGGCACAGCUGCCAGAUCUGUGGAAAUUGAUGCGGCCGUUGACAAUGCCGCCAUCAGUUGCUGCAGUGCCCAAGGCCAAUGGCUUGCGGCCUCGUUGCUCGUGCGGCGCCGGGUGCCGGAUGAGCUGGCACUGAGCUUU
Messenger RNA from Symbiodinium pilosum, 399 nucleotides. NCBI's taxonomy places the organism in Eukaryota, Dinophyceae, Suessiales, Symbiodiniaceae. The record is from the annotation of a GenBank genome assembly.